Molecule: messenger RNA, 1929 nt
Organism: Naegleria lovaniensis
Lineage: Eukaryota; Heterolobosea; Eutetramitea; Acrasida; Naegleriidae
Exons: 1
Coding region: 1-1929 (642 amino acids)
Cellular component (GO): mitochondrion
Molecular function (GO): metal ion binding
Source: RefSeq, a predicted model, not a curated record
AUGAGUAAAAGCCUUCUUCGUUCCACACAGCGUGCGCUCGGAAACAACAGUCAGCCCGUCUUGCGUGCGCUUCAACAACAGCAAAUAGGUGCUUUCGGACUUUAUGGAAAAUCAACAUUGGCUCAAGCUGUUAGCAAGAAUGUAAAUUUGGGAAGCAUUGGAUCCAAUACAACAUCAUUUAAUUUCCAUCAUUAUCAUACGAGUCAGAGAGUGAUGAGAGAACGAGAGGAAGCGUCCUCUCCUACAGUAGUUUUCACUCCAGAAGUGGGUUAUGAAUUAAAGAAUUCCUUUCCAGAAGGCAAUCCUGUAUUGGAAACAGCACAGAAUGUUGAUAAGGAAAAAUUGAAACAAUUAUUGAAAAGUGCAAAUCCAAAAGCACUCCGAAAUAAUUUGAAAAUUCCAGAAGAACCCGAUGCCACGAGAACAAUAUCAUCAAAACCCAAAUUACCAAAUCUUACUCAACCUCUCUUUGAUAGUAGUAACAUUCAAUACAUUGUUCCCGGAAUUCAUUUCAAUGCAAAAGAUUUACAAGUUACAAAGUUAGAGAAUGGCUUAACUGUUUCUACUUUUUCGAAACACUCAAAUUUGGUGUGUAUUUGCGUUGCAUUUCGUGCUGGACCGCGAUAUGAAAAGCCUCAUGAAGCCGGAAUUUCCACAAUUAUCAACAGAUUAACAUUUGCUCAUUCUCGAAAGUUUACCGAAGAUUUUGUGAAGGAAUAUCUCGAAGACAAAGUGCUUUAUGAGUCAACAUCAGAGUAUGAAAGUCAUUCCUUCUUCAUUACUUGUCCAAAAGACAAGGUUGACAUUGCUUUUGAAUUUCUCUCCGACACCAUGUUACAUCCAAAGUUUUACCAAACCGAGAUUGACGCUGCAAUUCAAUUACUCAAAUUUAAUUUAGAAACAGAAAUGUCCAUUCCUUCAAGUUCAACAGUGAUGACGGAUUCCAUUCUAAAAUCAUGUUUUGGUGCCACACCUGAGGGUGGAUUGGGAAAUCCUUCCCUUGCCAUCAAAGAAGAUGCUACUCCUGAAAUUCUCCAUGCAUUUUAUGAUCGAUUCCAUGUUCCAAGUCGAUGCACAGUUUCAGCUAUUGGUAUUGAACAAGACAAAAUGUUAGAACUAGUGAACAAAUAUAUGGACUUUUCACCUCAGGCUCUACAAAACAAUUCUAUGCAGGAGCCAUACGUUAAACCCGUAUGGAAACCUGGUGAACUAUAUAUUGAAUUUUUGGAGAGACCUCAGUCAGCCUUUUUACAAAAUAUUCCACCAAGUACAUCCUUUGUUGCUUCCUUUGAAGGAGUUGGAUAUAAGAAUGUUGACGAUCUUUUCGCUGUAAACAUCUUGGAAACAAUCUUGGGAGGAGGAGAUUCCUUCUCGAGCGGUGGUCCAGGAAAGGGUAUUUAUUCUGUCAUUAACAAGCACUAUCUUCCAGCAUUCCAAUUCAGCAACAUGAUUGCCCAACAUUAUGCAUAUUCUGAUACUGGUAUUUUCUCUUUCCAUGCUAGCUUGAAUCACGAAGAAAUGAAUCCAGGCCAACUUCCUAUUGCAAUUCUUACACUCCUCUCCAAGAUGCCAGAAUAUAUCACAAAUGAAAUCUUGGAUCAAGCCAAACAACAAUACAAGUCUCAAGUAUUGCACAGCUUAGAGGACAAUAGUGCACUGGUGUUGAAUGCAGUCAAUGAUCUUAUGUGGAACAACAAGUAUUUCGGCGUAGAUUUUCUUGUGAACAAGAUUGACUCGGUCACAAAGCAGGAUAUUUUAGACUUGAUUGAUCGAUUGUUUUACAGAGGAAAGCAACCUGGACUUGUGGCCAUUGGUGAUGUCUCACAGUUAAUGCAACCCCCAGAAUUCCGCAAAUUCUAUUCUGAAAUUUGUAGUGCCAAACAUCCAUCUGUUUUAUCGAAAUUGUUUGGAACAAGACACAGAAAGUAA